This is a messenger RNA of Theileria parva strain Muguga, 521 nucleotides long. RefSeq names its product putative integral membrane protein. The coding region runs from base 7 to 237 and encodes 76 amino acids. The transcript is spliced from 4 exons. The record is from RefSeq and is a predicted model, not a curated record. Lineage: Eukaryota; Apicomplexa; Aconoidasida; Piroplasmida; Theileriidae.
UGUGUAAUGAAUUAUAACCAUUUUCCUAUUAUUUUAUUUUUUUUAAUUUCAAAUUACUUUAUUUUUUGUAAAUUUAAAACUGAAAAUGAUUCAAUUCCACCUUCGUUGUUGGAAUCAGUUGAGAAUGCACGAACUAACCUCAAAGAGUUUCAGGAACUAUAUAAGCUCACCAGGGGUGAGAUCUUGAAGUUUAGUGACCUUAUCAAAAACAUCCCAAACCACGAUUCAUACACCUAAAUAUCUCUUAUUUUAAAAUACCUUUCAAAACAUCGCUUCAACAUGAUUUUUAACUGGUGAUCUGAUAUAUUUCAAUACUAUAUGAUGCAGAAUACAGUAAGGGUAAAUACAGUGGUGAAUACAUAGGCAUAAUUUUACAUCAUUUUUUGAAAUAUUUAAAUAAUAAAUAAUUUUAUAUAUCCGUAAAAGGGAUAAUUGGGGCAAUAAUUCAUAAUCGAAUAAAGUUAUGAUAAUCAUAUCUUAUUAAUUUUUUAUUUCUAUUAAAUAUUGUAUCAAUAAUUUCA